Messenger RNA from Alligator mississippiensis (American alligator), 1955 nucleotides. RefSeq names its product thyrotropin-releasing hormone receptor. Lineage: Eukaryota; Metazoa; Chordata; Crocodylia; Alligatoridae. The transcript has 3 exons. Gene Ontology annotation, biological process: phospholipase C-activating G protein-coupled receptor signaling pathway. Gene Ontology annotation, molecular function: thyrotropin-releasing hormone receptor activity. Bases 8 to 1222 code for a protein of 404 amino acids. The record is from RefSeq and is a predicted model, not a curated record. Gene Ontology annotation, cellular component: membrane.
CGUGACGAUGGAGAACAGCAGCAGGCUUGACAGCCCCACCAACAUCUCGCUGGCGGGCGCCGACACCGGCCUGGCCUUGCUCGAGUACAAGGCCAUCUCCGUCUUCCUGGUGCUGCUCAUCUGCGGAGCCGGCAUCGUGGGCAACGUCAUGGUGGUGCUGGUGGUGCUCAUCACCCGGGACAUGAAGACGCCCACCAACUGCUACCUGGUGAGCCUGGCAGUGGCCGACCUGAUGGUGCUGGUGGCUGCCGGGCUGCCCAACAUCUCCGACAGCCUGGCAGGCACCUGGGUGUACGGGCAUGCUGGCUGCCUCGGCAUCACCUACUUCCAGUAUCUAGGCAUCAACGUGUCCUCCUGCUCCAUCACCGCCUUCACCGUCGAGAGGUACAUCGCCAUCUGCCACCCAAUCCGGGCACAGACCAUGUGCACGGUGUCACGGGCCAAGCGCAUCACCGCCCUGGUGUGGGCCGGCACGGCCAUCUACUGCCUGCUCUGGUUCUUCCUGGUCGACAUCAACGUGGGGCCGCGCCAGCACCUGGAGUGCGGCUACAAGGUCUCCCGCAACCUCUACCUGCCCAUCUACCUGCUGGACUUCGCCCUCUUCUUCGUCACCCCCUUGCUCGUGGCCACCGUGCUCUAUGGGCUCAUUGGGAAGGUCCUCUUCAUCGGCCCUGUCUCCCCGCUGGCCACCGGUGCCACCGAACGCUGGAAGGACAGGAGUGGGAGGGAGAGGAACGGCGUGGGAGCCAGCCAGGCCAGCAGCCACAGCCGGGCCAGGGGGGCCCUCUCCUCCCGAAAGCAGGUGACCAAGAUGCUGGCGGUGGUGGUGGUCCUCUUUGCCCUGCUGUGGAUGCCCUACCGGACGCUGGUGCUGGUGAACUCCUUCAUGGCACGCCCCUACCUGGACCCCUGGUUCCUCCUGUUCUGCCGGGCCUGCGUCUACGCCAACAGCGCCAUCAACCCCGUCAUCUACAACCUCAUGUCCCGCAAGUUUCAGGCCGCCUUUGCCACACUGUGCAAGUGCGGCCGCGAGGAGCCAUCCCGCCGUGCCCUGCCCCCUGCCACGGCCAGCUGUAGCGUGGGCAGGGACCUCCAGCCCCUGGGGAGAGGCAACCCCCGCCGGGCCUUGGUGGAGGGCACCGUGGAUGCCCCCCGGCAGCCACCCCUGCCACCCCCUGGUCAGGGAGACCCGCAGAAAGGGCCGUACUUCAGUGCAGUGUGAUGGAGAGCCCCUGCCCUUCUCUUCCAGCUUGCUGUCUCCCAACCUGAGUCUGCUGCUGGGCUGGCUACAGAGCCCUGCCAGCCCGCGGAUGCAUCCUGCCCAGAUCUGCAAGACGGAGGUGGUAACAGGUGAAGCUCUGGCACCAGGCAUUGCUGAAUUGGCAGAGGCAGACCCGGAGAGGGCUCAGAUGGUGCUGUCUGGGUGGCAGAGCUAGGGCAGAGCUUGUAGGGUGGUCCUACCCUACAACCCCAGGGCACUGUGGUGCCAAGGCAGCUCCCUGCUUAGGUUACCAGCGUCAGCACAUGCGUCUCAUUAGAGCCGGGCUGAAACCCCGACAGCUGAGUUUGGCACGGGAAGCUUGAAAGCCAGCCCCUUGCUGCACCAGAUGUCUCUUGCUGUCCUGGACCAGGCAGGGGUGGGAGAGAGGGGCCAGACGGGCACAAACCAAGGGGAUCCAAUGCACUGCUCCGUCCCCCACCUGGCUCUGCCUUCACCUGGCUCCAGCGUGGCAGCGGGGCCCGGGCAAGAACAGACCCAGAAAUAGAAACCAUUGUUUCCUUGAGUGCUUGCAAACAUCAGCAUGAAGAUUAAAGGCCAUGGCUCUCUCCCAGGACAGACUCUUACACCGGUGGUAUGCAAGAAAGCAGUCCUCUUCCCCCCCACCACGAAAGUGCCAGCCUUUCCUUCCCUCUUUAAAAGUCAAAUUUCAAGCAGGUUUCGUGGAGGAAAAAGG